AUGGCCGCAAGCUGGCUCACACUUCCUGUGCAAUUGACCGGGAGUCGCGAGUUCACUUGCGAUGGCUUCACCGCGGAACAAUGCGAAUACUACAUGCGUCGGUGGCAUUUCUGGUACAUUGCGGACUACUUCUACGCUUUGCCAACGGUAGCCUUUUUCAUGUGUACCCUGGGGAUCUUUAUCAUCGGGCACGUAUCAUCGCAACUACUAGGAUAUCGAAAGUUUCGCGGUCCUCGUUUAUGGCAGAAAUGCAUCGCCAUGAUCCGAUACUUAUCGUAUCGUGGCUUUCACAUCAAGUCACUGCAGUGGAACUCGGCACCCGUAGGGAUUUUGCUGCUCGGUGCGGCUGGGGCUGUGUAUUUCUUUUGCAUGGACCUCAUUCCCCAGCCAUACUACUGGCCAAGUCUCGAUUUUGGCGGUUCUCCCCCAUUGGGAACCAGAUCGGGCUGGAUGGCGCUGGCGUGCAUGCCAUUUGUCUUUGCGACUGCCACGAAGACGAGCUGGAUCACAUUUUUUACCGGUGUUUCGCAUGAGAAGCUCCAGGUGUUUCACCGAUGGAUCUCCUAUGCCUUUUUCGUUCUUGCACUGAUGCACACCUUUCCGUUUAUCGUCUACCAUAUAAGAUUUCAUGACAUGAUGAUGGAAGUGGAGAUGGGCCUCCUCUUCUACUGGACAGGCAUUGUCGCCCUCGUCUUCCAGGCCUGGCUUACUUUUGCAUCUCACAGUGUAAUCCGAAAACUCGGCUACGAGAUUUUCAAGUCAACACACUUUUUCGCUGCGGCCAUGUUCGUUCUAAUCUUCUUUUGGCACUGUGACUAUACUCUCACCUCUUGGCACUACUUUAUAGCAACGGCAGCUGUAUAUGUACCUUGUUUCGCCCACUCCUGGCUACGCACCUGCUUCGAGCACGGGAUCCGACAAACAGCCCAGAUAUGCGUGGAGGACAAUGGCUUUACCCGCAUCACAAUCCCCGUGAAUUCUACCUGGAGACCCGGACAACACUGCUUCCUCCGCUUCACGAGCUUCGGCCUUUUACGCGCGCUCUCGGCACACCCGUUCACCAUCUCCUCCCUGCCAUCAACAAAUCCAGGUGUCCAGUCGCAACUCGUCUUCUACAUCCGUCAUCAAAGUGGUUUUACCGCGCAGCUUUACGAACACGCCUUGAAACACCCGAAUGCCACGGUCCCUGUGCUGAUCGACGGUCCAUGCGGAGGCAUUAACAUGCAGCCCUACGCGCACAGCAAUCAUCUCCUCGUGAUCGCAGGAGGCUCGGGCGUUGGCUGGACACUGCCGUUCAUCGAGCAAUUCAUCGCGUACCACUCCACACCCGCCGACGAAGAAUGCGGCCGAGCUGUAGAAGUCGACAGCGAGAAGGAAGCGGGUGAUAGCAGGCCACAUCGUGCAUGCAGAAAGUCAGGACCCAGCUCGCUGCGGCUCAUUCUGGCGACAAGAGAUGUUAGCAGCAAGAUUUGUUAUACUCGAGCUGUCUGCAAUUUGUUGGCAGAGCACGCGGGGAUAAACUCGCUGUCUAACCUCCAUAUCCAGGUACACUUGACUGGUGAGACCAUACAAGACAUCGAAUCUAUCAACAUGAUUCAAGACCCUUCUUCCUCUUCAAAAGAGCAGACGUUGCCAGAGAAAAAUAGUGAUCUCAGAAACCAAGCAGAAAUCCCCAUGGCUGUGGACGAGUGCAAAGGCCGUCCACAGCUCCCUUCGAUCGUUCGAGAAGCGGCAGGGGUAGUGAAAGCAAGUGAGUCGCUUGGCGUAUAUGUCUGCGGCCCGACGACUAUGCAGAAUGAUGUUCGCAAUGCAGUUGCAGACGUCAAUUUGAACAUUCUUAAAGGGUCGAAGUCUGGGGGGGCUUAUUUGCAUUGUGAACAUUUUUCUUGGGCAUAG
This is a messenger RNA of Penicillium oxalicum, 1896 nucleotides long. Its product is annotated as ferric reductase family protein. NCBI's taxonomy places the organism in Eukaryota, Fungi, Ascomycota, Eurotiomycetes, Eurotiales, Aspergillaceae. Gene Ontology annotation, biological process: iron ion transport; intracellular iron ion homeostasis; copper ion import. The transcript has 6 exons. Gene Ontology annotation, molecular function: ferric-chelate reductase activity. The record is from RefSeq and is a predicted model, not a curated record. Bases 1 to 1896 code for a protein of 631 amino acids. Gene Ontology annotation, cellular component: plasma membrane.